Molecule: messenger RNA, 3292 nt
Organism: Rana temporaria (common frog)
Lineage: Eukaryota; Metazoa; Chordata; Amphibia; Anura; Ranidae
Exons: 2
Coding region: 27-1316 (429 amino acids)
Source: RefSeq, a predicted model, not a curated record
GCAGGGACUGUCAGUAAAACAAAGUUAUGUUCAUCAUUAUUGUCUAUAAUAAGCAAUACUUCAUAGCAAAACACUUCAUAUUAGAGCAGGCAUUGCUUUACAGUAUUGCCAUAAACUACCUUCUACUGUUCAUCAUUGCUUGGUGGGGCCCAUUGGACUUCAUCUGCAGGAUAUCACACCAUCAGUGCUUGGUGGGGCCCAUUCCACUCCAUCUGCAGGAUAUCACACCAUCAGUGCUUGGUGGGGCCCAUUCCAUUCCAUCUGCAGGAUAUCACACCAUCAGUGCUUGGUGGGGCCCAUUGGACUUCAUCUGCAGGAUAUCACACCAUCAGUGCUUGGUGGGGCCCAUUCCAUUCCAUCUGCAGGAUAUCACACCAUCAGUGCUUGGUGGGGCCCAUUGGACUUCAUCUGCAGGAUAUCACACCAUCAGUGCUUGGUGGGGCCCAUUCCAUUCCAUCUGCAGGAUAUCACACCAUCAUUGCUUGGUGGGACCCAUUCCACUCCUUCUGCAGGAUAUCACACCAUCAUUGCUUGGCAUGCCCAUUCCAUUCCAUCUGCAGGAUAUCACACCAUCAGUGCUUGGUGGGGCCCAUUCCAUUCCUUCUGCAGGAUAUCACACCAUCAGUGCUUGGUGGGGCCCAUUCCACUCCAUCUGCAGGAUAUCACACCAUCAGUGCUUGGUGGGGCCCAUUCCAUUCCAUCUGCAGGAUAUCACACCAUCAGUGCUUGGUGGGGCCCAUUCCACUCCAUCUGCAGGAUAUCACACCAUCAGUGCUUGGUGGGGCCCAUUCCAUUCCAUCUGCAGGAUAUCACACCAUCAGUGCUUGGUGGGGCCCAUUGGACUUCAUCUGCAGGAUAUCACACCAUCAGUGCUUGGUGGGGCCCAUUCCAUUCCAUCUGCAGGAUAUCACACCAUCAGUGCUUGGUGGGGCCCAUUGGACUCCUUCUGCAGGAUAUCACACCAUCAUUUCUUGGCGGGCCCAUUCCAUUCCAUCUGCAGGAUAUCACACCAUCAUUGCUUGGUGGGACCCAUUCCAUUCCUACUGCAGGAUAUCACACCAUCAUUGCUUGGCAGGCCCAUUCCAUUCCAUCUGCAGGAUAUCACACCAUCAUUGCUUGGCAGGCCCAUUCCACUCCUUCUGCGUGAUAUCAUGCCAUCAUUGCUUGGCAGGCCCAUUCCACUCCUUCUGCGUGAUAUCACGCCAUCAUUGCUUGGCAGGCCCAUUACACUCCAUCUGCAGGAUAUCACACCAUCAUUGCUUGGUGGGGCCCAUUCCACUCCUUCUGCGGGAUAUCACACCAUCAUUGCUUGGUAGGGCCCAUUCAACUCCUUCUGCAGGAUAUCACACCAUCAUUGCUUGGUGGGACCCAUUCCAUUCCUUCUGCCGGAUAUCACACCAUCAUUACUUGGUGGGGCCCAUUCCACUCCUUCUGCAGGAUAUCACACCAUCAUUACUUGGUGGGGCCCAUUCCACUCCUUCUGCGGGAUAUCACACCAUCAUUGCUUGGUAGGGCCCAUUCAACUCCUUCUGCAGGAUAUCACACCAUCAUUGCUUGGUAGGGCCCAUUCCAUUCCUUCUGCGGGAUAUCACACCAUCAUUGCUUGGUAGGGCCCAUUCCAUUCCUUCUGCGGGAUAUCACACCAUCAUUGCUUGGUAGGGCCCAUUCCAUUCCAUCUGCGGGAUAUCACACCAUCAUUGCUUGGUAGGGCCCAUUCCAUUCCUUCUGCGGGAUAUCACACCAUCAUUGCUUGGUAGGGCCCAUUCCAUUCCAUCUGCGGGAUAUCACACCAUCAUUGCUUGGUGGGGCCCAUUCCAUUCCAUCUGCAGGAUAUCACACCAUCAGUGCUUGGUGGGGCCCAUUCCAUUCCAUCUGCGGGAUAUCACACCAUCAUUGCUUGGUGGGGCCCAUUCCACUCCUUCUGCGGGAUAUCACACCAUCAUUGCUUGGUAGGGCCCAUUCCAUUCCUUCUGCAGGAGAUCACACCAUCAUUGCUUGGUGGGGCCCAUUCCAUUCCUUCUGCGGGAUAUCACACCAUCAGUGCUUGGUGGGGCCCAUUCCAUUCCUUCUGCAGGAGAUCACACCAUCAUUGCUUGGUAGGGCCCAUUCCAUUCCUUCUGCGGGAUAUCACACCAUCAUUGCUUGGUGGGGCCCAUUCCAUUCCUUCUGCAGGAGAUCACACCAUCAUUGCUUGGUAGGGCCCAUUCCAUUCCUUCUGCAGGAUAUCACACCAUCAUUACUUGGUAGGGCCCAUUCCACUCCUUCUGUGGGAUAUCACACCAUCAUUGCUUGGUGGGACCCAUUCCAUUCCUUCUGCAGGAUAUCACACCAUCAUUGCUUGGCAGGCCCAUUCCACUCCAUCUGCAGGAUAUCUGACGUCAUUGCUUGGUGGGGCCCAUUCCACUUAAUCUGCAGGAUAUCACACCAUCAUUGCUUGGCAGGCCCAUUCCAUUCCAUCCACAGGAUAUCUGACAUCAUUGCUUGGUGGGGCCCAUUCCAUUCCUUCUGCAGGAUAUCAGAAGUCAUUGCUUGGUGGGGCCCAUUCCAAUCAAUCUGCAGGAUAUCAGACUCCAUUGCUUGGUGGGGCCCAUUCCACUCCAUCCACAAGAUACCAGACGUCAUUGCUUGGUGGGGCCUUUUCCAUUCCUUCUGCAGGAUAUCAGACGUCAUUGCUUGGUGGGGCCCAUUCCACUCCAUCCACAGGAUACUAGACGUCAUUGCUUGGUGUGGCGUAUUCCAUUCCUUCUGCAGGAUAUCAGACAUCAUUGCUUGGUGGGGCCCAUUCCACCCAAUCUGCAGGAUAUCAGACGUCAUUGCUUGGUGGGGCCCAUUCCACUCCAUCCACAGGAUAUCAGAUGUCAUUGCUUGGUGGGGCCCAUUCCACCCAAUCUGCAGGAUAUCAGACAUCAUUGCUUGGUGGGGCUCAUUCCACUCCAUCCACAGGAUAUCAGACGUCAUUGCUUGGUGGGGCCCAUUCCACCCAAUCUGCAGGAUAUCAGACGUCAUUGCUUGGUGGGGCCCAUUCCACCCAAUCUGCAGGAUAUUAGACAUCAUUGCUUGGUGGGGCCCAUUCCACUCCAUCCACAGGAUAUCAGAUGUCAUUGCUUGGUGGGGCCCAUUCCACCCAAUCUGCAGGAUAUCAGACGUCAUUGCUUGGUGGGGCCCAUUCCACUCCAUCCACAGGAUAUCAGACGUCAUUGAGCACCAGCUGCAUGCUCAGCACACUAUAGCCGUGUUGUAACUUGCUGUAUAUGUUCAUUGCUGUGAAAAAUAAAAGCAGAUUCCUUAUUUA